This is a messenger RNA of Prunus mume (Japanese apricot), 969 nucleotides long. RefSeq lists its product as uncharacterized. The record is from RefSeq and is a predicted model, not a curated record. Lineage: Eukaryota; Viridiplantae; Streptophyta; Magnoliopsida; Rosales; Rosaceae.
UUCCCACACGCCUCUAGAGCCCCCAAAAGCUCACUUUUUCACUCCACCCCACUUUCCUUCCCUCCUCCUCUUUUCUUCUCCCUUUGCCCUCUUUCAUUUUCUGCUGCUAAGAAAAACCAAAUAUUUACGACACUUUGCUCUGCUUUCCCACAAACAGAACCCAAAAAACUCAUCCUUCCUUAGAAACACAUCCAAACAUACACAGAAAAUGUCUAACAAGUCACCAAUAUUUCCGAUGCCACAACCUCAACACUUCAGCGACUAUGGCUUUGACCCUCAAAUCGACUAUUUUCAGGUCCUGGAAGAAGCAAGAAGACACAAACGUGAGACAACAAGAUCCAUAGACUCCAUACACUUCAAGCUCCAAAAACCCAUCUCCAAAGACGACCCCAAAAAGACCCACAAGGCCAAGAAGCGCUGGUGGAAAAGCGCUCUGCUUUUCUUCAAAUGCAUCACCCACCACCACCAUGGCCACAACAAUCGCAGCGAAGAAGACGUGCACCAGGCCAGGGCUAAUGCCUUCAGGGCCUCAAUUUCAGGUCCCGUCUAUAUCACAGAGAGCAGAAGUGACUCGAGCACGCCUUACCGUACGACAAGCAGGCCGUCGUCGGGACCCCUCUCCGGAACUCUGUCUCCGGCAAGUAGGGGUGAGCUGGACAUUCCUUAUCUCAGCCUCAGGGAGCUUAACAUGGAGCAGCAGCAACAGAGGAACUCUACCUCUGCCAUGCCCAUAUAUUUGGUUACUUGAUUACUAUUUUACUUGAGUGAUUAGAUUAAUCAUAUUGUUAGUCUUUGGAGAGCCAUAUAUAUAUUUUACUAAGCGCUCUUCUUUUGAUUGAUUAAAUGGGGGGUGUUAAUUGGGGUUUGUUUGUCCAUUUUUGAUCCUUUGGAGGACAGCUAGAUCCUCCUUUUGGUGUUUGUUGCUCACUUUUUCAAGCUAUGAAACUAAUGAACCCUGCUUUGACUUAA